Protopolystoma xenopodis is the source of this 933-nucleotide messenger RNA. The record is from the annotation of a GenBank genome assembly. Lineage: Eukaryota; Metazoa; Platyhelminthes; Monogenea; Polystomatidea; Polystomatidae.
AACAAUCCAGAUGAAGACGACUCCCCUACCAAUACAGCUCUUCCUACUCGUACAGUUGAAUUGGCACGUCAAUUGCGCCAGGUGCUCAUGAACUUCGAAGUCGCGCAUCAACAGUCACAUUUGAAUCAGCAGCAACAGCAACUGCCACCAUCCUCAUCAUCUCAACAGUCAAAUGAAGUUCCUCUUCUUCAAUCUCCCAUUGGCGAGAAGAAGAUAAAACUCGAGAUGACCACCAGUGAGCAAGAGGCUUUUUCGCAAGGAGAACGAGCCCUGACUUCCGCUCCAAUGGAUUCUACUGAGGUCUACUUUUACAACGACUCUAUGCUGAUACCUUCUUGCCUAGCCAAUCCUGCUGCGACCAGACCUGGAGCUCCGUCGAAUCAGGAGGCUCGUCCUGAUGUUAAAAGUGGCCUUCAGAGACAAGAUAUGGAGAGGGAUGGCAACGAAGAAGUUCGUGGACUUAGCUGGGACCAGACUCUCAAUAAAUAUGCCCCUGAUAUUAACGCAGUAGCUGAUGCCUCAUUUUUAUGCGGCCAGCCUGCUGAGCAAAAGCAGCAGAGUGUCGAUUUGUUAGGUGAGCCGCAGUUAAGAUCUCCUGAUGGAAGCUCGCGAGACGAAGAGGGAAGACAUUUGAGGCAACAGCACCAGCCAGAACAGCAGUUUCACCAGACUGUGCCGUCAACCAGUUGUUUUCCUCUCCCUCUUAUUCCUUCCGAUGUUCUUCUUACAACCUCACCUCUGCCUCUCUCACAUUCUCCUCACUUGUCUGCGGAGUUCAGUCAGCGUCGACCCACCCUGUCUUGUGUGACUAGUGAAGAGACGUCCUCCAUAGAGCAGCGGUUACAACCUCAGCGAAAGUCAACUUACUCGACAUCAGCUACAAGCACAAGGCUGUCUGAGUCGACAGAUGUGUCUGCCGAUUCGGAGAGGUAA